Molecule: messenger RNA, 3326 nt
Organism: Jatropha curcas
Lineage: Eukaryota; Viridiplantae; Streptophyta; Magnoliopsida; Malpighiales; Euphorbiaceae
Product: P-loop containing nucleoside triphosphate hydrolases superfamily protein
Cellular component (GO): mitochondrial outer membrane
Molecular function (GO): ATP binding; ATP hydrolysis activity
Source: RefSeq, a predicted model, not a curated record
CAGCUCUCUCCAUUCAUAGACCAAUUAUAUGAACAUUUCAAGAUUUUAUUGUCCCCCCUCUAAAAAAUUAUUUUCAUUGGAUUCUUUAAAUUCUUGAAUCUAUUGAUCCGCCUCUUCUUUCGCAAACCCUUUGUAUUCAUAACCUUUGAAUCUUUGGGUUUUUGGGUUCUUGGCUUCCUUUUACCUUAACAAAGUAGGUGGUGAAAGAAAGCUUUUUCCUUUCCUUUCUUUUCUUUUUUUUUCCCCUAUCAGUGUCAUGCUUUCUUUCUAGUACAAACUUGAGUUUAUAGUUUUAAGUGUUCUUGCUGUUGACUAGGAAAAAGACACAGUAGAAAGAUAGAAAAAAAUAUGGAGCAGAAGCAUUUCUUGUUGUCUGCCUUAAGUGUUGGAGUCGGGGUUGGAGUGGGUUUAGGAUUGGCAUCUGGGCAGAGUAUGAGCAGAUGGGCUGGUGGAAAUGGUUCUCCAGAUUAUGUUACAUCUGAGCAGAUUGAGCAGGAGUUGAUGAGACAGGUGCUUAAGGGCAGAGAAAGCGGGGUCACUUUUGAUGAGUUCCCUUAUUACCUCAGUGAUGUAACUCGAGUUUCAUUGACAAGCUCUGCAUUUAUCCAUUUAAAGCACUCGGAUGUUUCCAAGUACACCCGGAACCUUUCACCAGCUAGUAAAGCUAUUUUGCUCUCAGGAACUGCUGAACCUUACCAGCAAAUGCUCGCCAAGGCUUUAGCACAUUACUUUGAGUCAAAGUUGUUGCUGUUGGAUGUUAACGAUUUUUCCAUAAAGAUGCAGAGCAAAUAUGGAUGCAUUAAAAAGGAAUCUUCGUUCAAGAGAUCUAUCUCAGAGGCAACAAUAGAACGGAUGUCCAGUUUGUUUAGUUCUUUCUCAGUCCUUCCUUCAAGACAAGAAACGACAGGCACAUUACGUCGUCAAGGCAGUAAUUUGGAUAUUAAAUCAAGGGCUAUGGAAGGUUUGAGUAACCAUGGCAAACUUCGUAGAAAUGCCUCUGCUGCCUCUGAUAUGAGUAGCAUUUCCUCCCAAUCCGCUUCCACAAAUCCAGCUUCCCUCAAGCGGGUCAGCAACUGGUGUUUUGAUGAGAAACUCUUUCUGGAAUCACUUUACAAGACAUUGAUUUCAAUAUCAGAAAGAAGUUCUGUCAUUUUGUACCUUCGGGAUGUUGAGAAGCUUCUUCUCCAGUCAGAAAGGAUGUACAUCUUGUUCAGUAAAUUCUUGAAGAAACUUUCAGGUUCAAUAUUGAUACUCGGUUCCCAUAUAGUGGACCAAGAAGAUGAUUGCAAAGAAGUGGAUGAGAGACUCACUAUGUUAUUCCCAUACAAUAUUGAGAUCAAACCACCGGAAGAUGAGACUCAUCUUGUCAGCUGGAAAGCAAAGUUGGAAGAGGACAUAAAGAUGAUUCAGUUUCAAGAUAACAAAAACCAUAUUGUCGAGGUACUUGCGGCAAAUGAUAUUGAAUGUGAUGAUUUGGCUUCAAUUUGCCAUGCAGACACAAUCGUUCUUAGCAAUUACAUAGAAGAAAUUGUGGUGUCAGCAAUAUCAUAUCAUCUAAUGAAUAGUAAGGAUCCAGAAUACCGAAAUGGAAAGCUUGUUAUAUCAUCUAAAAGCUUAUCUCAUGGAUUGAGUAUAUUCCAAGAAGGCAAAACUGGUGGGAAAGAUACUCUGAAAAUGGAGACAAAUGGUGUUGGCGAGGAGGCUCAAGGGGAAGAGGCCGUUGGUGCAAAGACUGAAACAUCAUCACCUGAAAGUAAGGGUGAAAUAGAUAAAUCUGUCCCUGGAGUGAAGAAGGAUGGGGAGAAUCCUCCUGCAGCUAAAGAAGUUCCUCCUGACAAUGAAUUCGAGAAAAGAAUCAGGCCAGAGGUUAUCCCUCCAAGUGAGAUUGGAGUGACUUUUGCAGAUAUUGGUGCCUUGGAUGAAAUUAAAGAAUCACUUCAGGAGCUUGUCAUGCUCCCUCUUAGAAGACCAGACCUCUUCAAAGGUGGACUUCUUAAGCCUUGCAGAGGCAUAUUGCUAUUUGGGCCUCCAGGCACAGGGAAAACAAUGCUAGCAAAGGCCAUAGCAAAUGAAGCAGGAGCAAGUUUCAUUAAUGUCUCAAUGUCAACCAUCACUUCAAAAUGGUUCGGUGAAGAUGAAAAGAAUGUGCGUGCAUUGUUUUCACUUGCUGCAAAGGUCUCGCCAACCAUCAUAUUUGUUGAUGAGGUUGAUAGCAUGCUUGGGCAGAGGACCAGAGUUGGAGAGCAUGAGGCCAUGCGGAAGAUAAAGAAUGAGUUCAUGACACAUUGGGAUGGGCUGUUGACAAAACCUGGUGAGCGUAUUCUAGUUCUUGCUGCGACAAACAGGCCAUUUGACCUUGAUGAAGCAAUUAUUAGGCGGUUUGAGCGCAGAAUUAUGGUUGGCCUUCCAUCUAUUGAGAACAGGGAAAUGAUCUUGAAAACUCUUCUAGCAAAAGAGAAAACUGAAGAUCUAGACUUCAAGGAACUUGCAGCUAUGACAGAAGGAUAUAGUGGAAGUGACCUCAAGAACUUCUGUGUGACAGCAGCUUAUCGACCUGUUAGAGAGUUAGUACAGCAAGAGGGAUUGAAAGACAAAGAAAAAAAGAAGAAAGCUGAAGAAGGCACAAGCUCAGAAGAUGCUUCAAGUGCAAAGGAAGAAGAUAAAGAGGAACAACUAAUCACUCUAAGGCCUUUAAAUAUGGAAGAUAUGAGGCAGGCAAAGAAUCAGGUUGCUGCAAGUUUUGCAUCCGAGGGAUCAAUAAUGAAUGAGCUAAAGCAAUGGAAUGAAUUAUAUGGGGAAGGAGGUUCAAGAAAGAAACAACAGUUAACUUACUUCCUGUAGAUUGUAGAAAGCUGUCGUCUCAGAGUCUCAUCAGUAAUAGAAGGGAGGCAGAAGUUCAUGGAAAGUCAACGCCCUGCAAGUGAGAUUUUAUUAUUACAGGCAUAAAGCAACAAUGAACAGAAAGCAGCACCAGAUUAUCAGAAUGAAAAUUUGGCAAUUGCAACAGUGCUUGUGUCAGGUUGAAAUGUGUCUUUCAAAGUCAUUAUCUGUAGUUUGUUCUUGUUGUAUACAACAGAGGAGUCUCUUGUUGUUUAGGCAAUCCUUAGACCAUUGAAAACCACAUUUUGGUAUUGUAAUUAUGUUUUAGGAGUGUUUGGUAAUUGGAAAUUGUGGAAUUUGGAAGAAACCCUUGUUAUCGGGUUUUGUUAGACAAUCUGCAGCAGCCCAUGAGCAGUAUCGCUCAUACAGUAGCAUUUGUAAAUUAGUCUUUGUAUAAACUAGUAGUAUAUACUUCUUCUAGAAUUGACGUUACUUGUGUGAUUGAA